Molecule: messenger RNA, 652 nt
Organism: Closterium sp. NIES-67
Lineage: Eukaryota; Viridiplantae; Streptophyta; Zygnematophyceae; Desmidiales; Closteriaceae
Source: the annotation of a GenBank genome assembly
GUACUCCCAGCAGGUGGUCACCCCCGAGGUGAACGCACUGGUGCUGGAGCUGCUGGCCGCUCUGCUGCGCUUCCAACACAGGGCGCUCCAGCGAGAUCCGCUCAAGGCUGCCAUGCGGCGGCGCCUGCUGUGCGGGCUGAGGGAGGUGGGCAAGGCUGUGCGGACAGGCCGGGCCAAGUGUGUCGUGCUGGCGCCCAAUGUGGAGGAGGUGCUGGGGGAAGGCGGGCUGGACGCCGCCCUGGCGUCGAUCGUGGCGGAGGCGGCGGCGCGCAGCAUUCCCGUGGUGAUGGCGCUCUCCACGCGCCGCCUCGCCAAGGCACUCAAUCGCCCGCGCUGUCGCAUGAGCGCCGUGGCCAUUCUGGACAGCGACGGCGCGCACAGCGUGCUCAAGAGCGUCCUGGCGGAGGCAGAGAGGGGCAGGGCCAUGUGGCGCGCGGUGCAUGGAGGCAUGGGGGAGAGGCUGGCGCAUGGGGAUAAGGAGGGGCAUGUGGGAGGGGCAGGCCACAGAUGGCGCAUGAGCGCAUUGAAGAAGUUGGACAGGCGGCGCACAGAGCGUGCUGAGGAGUGUGGUGGUUGAGGUGCAGAGGGUCAGGGCGAGGUGGUUGAGGUGCAGAGGGUCAGAGCGAGGAGGGUCAGAGCGAGGAGGGUCAAG